GGGCGCCAUGGAUUUCCGCGGCAAGAAGUACGAGCGGGGCAGCAACUGGUCGGACCCGGAGGUGGGCGAGCUGCUGCAGCUGUGGGCCGACGAGUCGGUGCAGCUGGAGCUGGAGAGCUGCCUGCGCAACCAGCACGUCUUCAACCGCAUCGCCGAGCUGCUGCGCCAGAAGGGCAUCCAGCGCACGGGCGACCAGUGCCGCGAGAAGAUCAAGAAGAUGAAGCUGGAGUACCGGCGCAUCAAGGACCACGGCAAGGCGCCGCUGCGCGGCGGCCGCGCCUGGAAGUUCUACGAGCUCAUGGACCGCGUGCUGCAGAGCCGCCCCGCGCUGCCCUUCGGCGCCGUGGUCGCGCCGCCCGUGCUGCCCGCCGCCGUGGUGGCGCCGCAGGUGCUGCCCGCCGCCGUCGUGGACGCCUACGGGCCCUUCGGCGCCUUCGGGCGCGCGCCGCACGCCCAGCUCAGCGAGGUCAAGUGCGAGCAGGGCCACUCGGAGGAGGGCGGCCUGAGCCCCGAGCGCCCCGCGUCGCUGCCCUUCCAGCAGGGCUCCCCCGCGGAGCGCGACGCCGACGGCGCCUUCCUCGAGAGGGCCCAGAGCGACUCGCCCGGCUCCCGGGGGGAGAUGCCCCUGGAAACCAGCGCGUCGCCUUCAGGUUUCAGUGAGCCCAGCAUGGCAAACUCGUCGCGGAUCCAGAACGUGGUGCCCCGGCCGGGCUUCUCCGCCUUGCACCGCCUGAGGAAGAAGCGGAAGGGGCAGCGGGUGAAGGACCCGCUCGACGAGCUCCUGCUGAAGACGCUGGCCUCCCAGCGGGCCAUGGAGGAGCGCUUCCUGCAGCUGGAAGAGCGCCGCUUCCAGCGGGAUGCGGACGUGGAGGAGCGCCGCAUGCAGCUGGAGCAGCGGCGCCUGGAGCUGGAGCGGGAGCACGAGCUGCGCAUGUUCAGCGUCUUCGCCCAGGUGCUCAGCAUCCUCAAGCAGGGCCCCGAGGGCUCUGGCUCGCGGGCGCCGGCUCCGCGCGGGGCUCCGGGCGGCAGCCCCGCGCGCGCCCCGCGCCGCAGCCCCUACCUGUCGGCGCGCGGCCACGUCGCCCACGUGCUGCUGGGCUCCGCCGAGGAGGGCUACGCCGCUUACCACGCCGACAAGUACGACGAGGAGAGCAACCCCGACGGUAUAAUUAAUUUUGGCACUAGUGAGAAUAAACUCUGCUUUGACCUGAUGUCUAAACGGCUGAAGGAGCAGCUGACACAGGCUGAUAUGAAUCUCAUGGAGCCGCCACUGCUUCAGUAUCCUGACUGGAAGGGACACAUGUUCUUGCGGGAGGAAGUGGCUCGAUUUCUGACCCAUUACUGCAAGGCCCCUGCACCUCUUAAGGCAGAAAACGUGAUUGUACUGAAUGGUUGUGGCUCUCUGUUUUCUGCAUUAGCUACAGUCCUUUGUGAUCCAGGGGAGGCUGUUCUGAUCGCCACUCCCUUCUACGGCGGCAUCACCCAGAGCGUGUUUCUGUACGGCAACGUCAAGCUGGUGUAUGCCUACUUGGACAGUAAGAUCACUGGAACCAGCACUCGGCCCUUUCAACUUACAGUGGACAAACUGGAAAAGGCCUUGCAGGAUGCCCAGGCAGAGGGUGUCACUGUAAGGGCCUUAAUUCUUCUGAAUCCCCAAAAUCCCCUCGGGGACAUCUACUCCUUGUCAGAGCUACAGGAUUACCUGGAAUUUGCUAAAAGACACGAAUUGCAUGUGAUAGUAGAUGAGAUCUACAUGCUGUCAGUAUUUGACGAAUCCGCCACGUUUCACAGUGUCCUAGGCAUGGACAGAUUGCCCGAUCCGCAGAGGACUCACGUGAUGUGGGGAAUAAGCAAGGAUUUUGCUGUCUCUGGCAUUCGCUUUGGUACUCUAUACACAGAGAACCAAGACGUUGCCAACGCCGUGGCUUCUUUGUGUUAUUUCCACGGGGUUUGCGGACCUGUCCAGCACAAGGUUGCCCAGCUGCUUAGAGACAGAGACUGGAUCAACCAGGUGUACCUGAGGGCCAACCAUGCCCGCCUAAAAGCUGCCCAUACGUAUGUAACAGAUGAGCUGAAGACACUUGGGGUUCCUUUUCUCAACCGCAAUGCAGGCUUCUUUGUCUGGAUUGAUUUCCGAAAGUACCUUAGGACAGGGACGUUUGAGGAGGAGAUGCUGCUCUGGAGGCGUUUUCUUGAUAACAAGGUCCUGCUGUCCUGCGGCAAAGCCUUUGAAUGCAGUGAGCCUGGAUGGUUCCGCAUUAUCUUUGCCGACAAAAUCCAUCGACUACAGUUAGGUAUGCAGCGGAUCCGCAAAGUUUUGGAAGAGCGGGAGCGGGAGAUCUUGGCCGAGGCCAAGGAGCAGCCGUGCCAGUCGGAUCAGGACGGCAAAGCGGAUAGCACGGACGAGGUCAUUUUUGUGUCCCGCCACCAGGAGCCUGCCUGUGCUGGCAGCUCCAGCCUUGGGGACCUCAUCGGCCUCCUGCAGCAGCAGAUGCGCUCGUCCGACUGGCUGCAGAGAAAUACGGCGGAGCAGUUUGCUCAGGAGAAGCCCGAGAUCUACGACGUUUUCAGCAAACUGGUGGGGAAACAGUAGCGGUUGAGAGACCUUCAGGGGGCUUUCCUGAGUGGUGACAAGCCCUUAACAGCUCAACAUUGACAUUGAUCCUCAGCAAAGGAUAUAUUUUCUGUAUAGCAAGAAAAUUACUUUGUAAAGCCCAUCCUCUAGCCCCUGUUUGAGAUCUCUGAUUUGUAUUAUAUUAAGUGCUUUCCUUGGAUUGAGGGUGAGGGUAUGGAGUGGUGGGGGUCUCGUUUACCUGCUACCCCCUGUUCUGCUGCAUCAUUGUAUUUUUUAUUUCAUUUCUAAUGAAUAUGCUCUUAACUCUCUAA
This is a messenger RNA of Nothoprocta perdicaria, 2886 nucleotides long. It is a transcript of the gene ACCS, whose product is annotated as 1-aminocyclopropane-1-carboxylate synthase homolog (inactive). The record is from RefSeq and is a predicted model, not a curated record. Gene Ontology annotation, biological process: biosynthetic process; amino acid metabolic process. Lineage: Eukaryota; Metazoa; Chordata; Aves; Tinamiformes; Tinamidae. The transcript is spliced from 16 exons. Bases 8 to 2593 code for a protein of 861 amino acids. Gene Ontology annotation, molecular function: transaminase activity; pyridoxal phosphate binding.